Molecule: messenger RNA, 1459 nt
Organism: Lycium barbarum (goji berry)
Lineage: Eukaryota; Viridiplantae; Streptophyta; Magnoliopsida; Solanales; Solanaceae
Exons: 3
Coding region: 195-1112 (305 amino acids)
Source: RefSeq, a predicted model, not a curated record
UCUUCUUUCUUUAUCUGCUUAUCAAACCCCAUUUAUCCAUCAAACAGCUUCCACCAAACCCUAAAAAAUUUAAUCUUUAACAAACCCAUCCUUCUCCUAGGGUUUAACCGUCUAUCAAUUCCUUUUUUUUCUCUAGAAAUCUUGAUUUUAUUUCAAGAAAAUAAUUUGGGGUUUCUUGAAAAAAAGAGGUUGAAAUGAUGGGGAGUAACAGAAGGGAAGAAGGGUCAGUAAUGGUGAAGAAUUCAAAUGUAUUUGCAGCACUUGAUACUUUGAGGAAGAAGAAGAAGAAGAAAUCUGAUAAAGAAAAGAGUUCAUCUAAGAAAGAACAAGAGCCUGAAGUUUUGUGGGCGCCAGCGCCGUUGACAGUGAAAUCAUGGGCAGAUGUUGAUGAUGAGGAUGAUGAUGAUUAUUACGCCACGACGGCUCCACUUAAGUCUUUUUUGGGUUCUAAUCAAUCUCAAAAGAAAGAACCUGUUGAGGAAAUAGAAAGCGAAGACGACCUUGUUGAUGAAGACGAAGAUGAAGAUGCGGAGGAGGACGACAAUGACCACGAAUCUGAGGUUCCAGAACAUGCUGAGCCAGGAUGCCAAAAGAUAGAAGCUUCACCAGCUCCUAAAGAAACUGAGAGACAGCUAUCCAAGAAAGAGAGAAAGAAAAAGGAGCUUGCUGAAUUGGAGGCACUUUUAGCUGAUUUUGGGGUUGAACAGAAGGAGAAAGGUCCAGACAACUUACCUGAUGUUGCGGAUGAGAAGAAAGAGGGUCAGCAAGCAGAAGAUGUGGAAAAGAAAAUUGGUGGGACUACAGAGCCUAAAAGUGCAAAGAAGAAGAAAAAGAAGGAUAAAGCCAAGGAGGUGAAGGAAUCAGAGGAUCAGCCAAACAACAUCGAUGGUACUAUUCAACCAGAGGAAACUGGAGGAGCUGAACAAGUAGAAGAUGCAUCAACAGUGGAUGUGAAGGAGAGGCUGAAAAGGUUGGCUUCAGCAAAGAAAAAGAAAUCCGGCAAAGAGACAGCUGCAAGAGCAGCCGCAGCAGAGGCUGCUGCACGGAGUGCCAAGCUUGCUGCAGCAAAGAAGAAAGAGAAGAGCCAUUACAACCAGCAGCCAAUGCGGUAGAUUCUACGACAGCUUGGAAUGAUUAGCGUCAAUGGUCCGAGUUCCAUACAGUUUGGUUCACUAAAUUGUUUUGUUUUGCUGAUGUAGAAUAAGAUUUGGGCUCUAAUUUUGGUCUUUAGGGCACAAAAAAGACUAUGGACUAGUUUUUGGAGCUUAGGUUAAAAGGUAAAGAGAAAUGGGACAGAAGUUUAAAGAAAGUGUCUGGCUGGGCAAUUUUGCUGUAUGAGAAUGGUAUUUGGAGAUCUAGAGAAUUUAUGUGUAAAAGUAGCACACUGAUGCUAGUGACUAUUGAACUAAGGUUUGGGUGAAACAAAAUAGAAGUAAUAUUGCUUUUUUAUUGGCUGUGA